Messenger RNA from Cylicostephanus goldi, 615 nucleotides. The record is from the annotation of a GenBank genome assembly. Lineage: Eukaryota; Metazoa; Nematoda; Chromadorea; Rhabditida; Strongylidae.
AUGGCGAUCCAUGCAGAACUUGCAUCCUGUUUCGAUACAUAUUUUGUUGUUGAAGACGUUUCGUUUUGGACUCAGGUGGCACCAUUAGUCCGAUUGGAGGGCGAUUAUAAUGUAGAACUGCCAGGAAUGGUCUCCCGUGUUUACAUGCGUGAGGAAUCACCUUGGGUUUUGAGCAUUGUCGUUGUGCCUACGAACGUGGACAGCAUUGAAGCGUUAGAUGCCGUUCCGCUAUUGUUCUGCCUCUGUGACGAACCGAUGUUAGCCGUAGAUUUGGCGAGACGACGCCCUCCAAAAUCUCCGCGAGUACUUGAUCGACGUUUUUCGACUUCACCAUCUGCAAGAGUGAGGGAACAGGAAAAGCAACCUGGUAAGGCUAGAGAAGUGCGAACACUAUUUUGCCCAGACCGUAGUCCUUCCGUGCGGACUAGUAGCGUACCGUAUUCGAGGCCUCUGAUUGAUGCGGUCGAUGAACAGCCAUCUAUGGUCGAUUACGGUAAAUAUACGGUAGCAGUCAAUGACAAAUUUAUCUGUGCGGUUCAAAAGAACUUUCUGUGUACUUUGAAAAUUGAGGGAGUUACGUUUUGGGAAUAUAAUCUCCCUGCUACAGAUGCGUAG